AUGACACGUUCCAUUCCUCAGGAGGUUCAAGGAUCUGUCAAGGCUCUUUUCAACCAAGGUUGUUCCCUCCGUGCCAUUCAAAAAAUCAUCCCAGAUUUGUCCGUCAGUGUACUUUCUCGCUACAGGAAGAAGUUUCUUGGUCAUUCAAAACAUGCCAAACCCGGAAGACGCAGCAAAAUCACUACGCAGAAUAUAAACUACAUUGAGAGGAAUCUCCGCAAUGGUAAUUUAGACGGCCCCAGGGGGUUCAAGGCUAAAAGAAAGGCAAAGACCAAUUUCGUGUCUGCGGAGAACCGGAAAAAGCGCCUUGUAAAAACCAAGAGACAUCGACAUUUGACUGCGGACGAUUGGCGUAAAUGGGGAUUUUCCGAUGAAACUAGGGUCAACAUGUGGGGAUCUGACGGCAAAUCUUUCUACUGGACUGACAGGCCCACUGAGUUGAUGCCUCAUCAAACUGAGGCUCAAGUUCAGGGAGAUGGUGGUGGCGUUAUUUUCUGGGGCAUGAUAACAGCGGAGGGACCCAGCUAUGGCUCCACCAUUACCGAAGGAACUGUUAACUCAGAAGUUUAUGCUGAAAUUCUGGACUCAUCUUUGCUAGACACUAUCGAGUACUAUGGGCUGGACAAGAAAACGUUUAGACUCCAGCAAGAUAACGCAAGACCACAUACUUCUGGUCCCAUUAAGAAAUAG
This is a messenger RNA of Mucor velutinosus, 690 nucleotides long. RefSeq lists its product as uncharacterized. The record is from RefSeq and is a predicted model, not a curated record. Lineage: Eukaryota; Fungi; Mucoromycota; Mucoromycetes; Mucorales; Mucoraceae. Bases 1 to 690 code for a protein of 229 amino acids. Gene Ontology annotation, molecular function: nucleic acid binding. The transcript has 2 exons.